CUCUCCCAACGUCCUAGGUGUCGUUGGAGCCCUGAGUGCGUGACUCGUCCGAUCCUCGCCUCCUCCCUGCUGUCGUCGAUCUCUCCUCUCCCCAGGAAGAAAAAUGGUUUCUGUUGCAGUUGACCCACAACCGAGUGUGGUGACCAGGGUGGCCAACCUGCCCUUGGUGAGCUCCACAUACGACCUGGUCUCCUCGGCCUAUGUCACUACAAAGGAUCAGUAUCCUUGCUUGAAGUCUGUGUGUGAGAUGGCGGAGAAGGGUGUGAAGACCAUCACGUCUGUGGCAGUGAUGAGUGCUCAGCCCAUCAUCCAGAAGCUAGAGCCACAAAUUGCUGUUGCCAAUAACUAUGCCUGUAUGGGACUAGACAGGAUUGAGGAGAAACUGCCUAUACUGAAUCAGCCAACAAAGCAGGUUGUUGCCAAUGCCAGAGGUGCAGUGACUGGGGCGAAAGAUGCUGUGACGACCACCGUGACUGGAGCCAAGGAUUCCGUGACCAGCACGAUCACCGGGGUGGUGGACAAGACCAAAGAAGCCGUUACAGGCAGUGUGGAGAAGACCAAGUCUGUGGUGAAUGACAGCAUUAACACGGUCAUGGGCAGUCGGAUGAUGCAGCUGGUGAGCAGUGGAGUGGAAAAUGCGCUCAGCACAUCAGAGCUGCUGGUAGACCAGUACCUCCCUCUCACCGAGGAAGAACUAGAAAAAGAAGCCAAAAAGGUGGAAGGAUUUGAGUCUGUUCAGAAGCCAAGUUAUUACGUUAGGCUGGGAUCGCUGUCUACCAAGCUCCGUGCACGCGCCUACCAGCAGGCUCUGGGCAGGGUGAAGGAAGCUAAGCAAAAAAGCCAGGAGACCAUUUCCCAGCUCCAUUCCACCGUUAACCUGAUUGAAUUUGCCAGAGAGAAUGUGCAGUGUGCCAACCAGAGGAUUCAGGAUGCUCACGAUAAGUUCUUUCUCUCCUGGGUGGAGUGGAAGAAAAGCAUCGGCUAUGAUGACACCGAUGAAUCCCACUGUGCUGAGCACAUUGAGUCACGUACUCUUGCUAUUGCACGAAACCUGACUCAGCAGCUGCAGACCACGUGCUCCACCCUCCUGUCCAACGUCCAAGGGUUACCACAGAACAUCCAAGACCAGGCCAGUCACUUGGGGGAGAUGGCUGGCGACAUCUACUCAGUGUUCCGCAAUGCGUCCUCCUUCACAGAAGUGUCCGACGGCUUCCUCACUUCUAGCAAGGGGCAGCUGCAGAAAAUGAAGGAGUCUUUAGAUAAUGUGAUGGAUUAUCUUGUUAACAACACCCCCCUCAACUGGCUGGUAGGUCCCUUUUAUCCUCAGAUAAUCGAGUCUCAGAAUGCUCAGCAUCGUGUUGCAGAGAAGGACACAGCCAGCCAGCAAGCCCAGCAACCUGAGCACAAAACACAGUAAUCCUGUCCCUGUCACCAGCGCAUGGUGCGGCCAGCCAGAUGACAUCUUCUGUUAUGUUGCAAUUAACCUGCUAGACAACUACAUUUUGGGGAAACAGCUAGCUAG
Messenger RNA from Pipistrellus kuhlii (Kuhl's pipistrelle), 1522 nucleotides. It is a transcript of the gene PLIN2, whose product is annotated as perilipin 2. Lineage: Eukaryota; Metazoa; Chordata; Mammalia; Chiroptera; Vespertilionidae. Gene Ontology annotation, cellular component: lipid droplet; cytosol. The record is from RefSeq and is a predicted model, not a curated record. Gene Ontology annotation, biological process: lipid storage; positive regulation of triglyceride storage. The transcript is spliced from 8 exons. Bases 104 to 1417 code for a protein of 437 amino acids.